AUGCUGCUAAACAUCUGCAAGUCAUGCCAGUACUGCCUGGAGACGAUGUACUGGAACUGUUGCGAGGAGAGGUUCUGCUUCGACAAGAAGAUCGCAACUUACACAUUGGAAGACAAUGUCAGUAAUGUAUACGCGAACGGCGUCACAAAUGCGGGCGCCAGCCUCGACAGCGUGGUCACCCAGCAGCCGCACAACAACAACCACCUGCCACCACCCUUGGUGGGGCGGGAGGUCAAGGAGUUGCCCAUUCACGCGGAUAAAAUCUACGAGGUGUUCUCGAAGUCGUUGAUAUUCAGGGAGGAGCACGAGCUGAAAUCUGGCGACAGCGUCAACACCUUGGACGAGAUCGAGACCAAAUCAGAGCCGGACUUGUCCGACAGACCCAACAGGACAAAAGUGUACUUCGAGGACGAAGUGGACUCGCCGGUGACUGACUUCGAGAUAAUGUUCAAGGACGAGCUGCUCGCCAGCUACGACAUGUUCAAGAUAGAGGAGGAGGAAGAGGACAGGAGGAGCCAGGACACCGAAGAAGGUCUCACCAUGAGCGUCGCCGUGAGGAAGCAGGACGUGGUCAAGCCGAGCACGCUCACUUUGAAGGACGAGGCGAAGAUGACCACGCCAAACUCGGUUUACGAGUACGACCCUAUAUCGGCGGUGCAGCUGCCGAACAGUCUCACCUUGCCGCGGGUGGAGAGCGUGAAGGGCAUACUGAGGCAGAAGGGCGAUAUAAAGCGGAGCGACAGCGCCCGCACGCUAGAGAGGGCGGACAGCGGCAGCAGGCUGCUGAAAUCCACCCUCACUAGAGUGGAGAGCUUGAAGAGCAUCGACCCGCAGAAGAUGAACAGGGUGCUGGCGCGGGUGCCGCACCGCAGCGCCUCCUUCCUCAACAUUCCCGAGCGUCUGGCGCCCGAGAAGCCGCCGCUGAUGAAGAGCAAAUCCACAGUCGGCGUGACGUCACUGGCCGAGCGGGAACUCAAACUCGGCCAGCUGCCAGACACGCCGAUAAUCAGGAGCACCAACCUGCCGAGGUUCUUCGCCGACAGCCCGACUAUGCCGGAAUACAAGGGCGAGACGAGCCUGCAGAGCAUCAAGCAGAAGACGGCGCUCAUGUUCCAGGAGAACGACUUCAGCAUGCCCCGCUACUACGGCUCCAGGGCGGAGCCCGUCCACGAGAGCCGGUCCAUGCCCGACCUGCGGAGCCCCAACGCCAAGGUGAGCAAGCGGCUCGUCAAGAUCAGGAGCAAGCUGAAGCCCCUGGUCAUCAGGAAGAGCUCCGACGAAAGGUUG
This is a messenger RNA of Iphiclides podalirius (scarce swallowtail), 1287 nucleotides long. Lineage: Eukaryota; Metazoa; Arthropoda; Insecta; Lepidoptera; Papilionidae. The record is from the annotation of a GenBank genome assembly.